Tyto alba (common barn owl) is the source of this 1275-nucleotide messenger RNA. It is a transcript of the gene RNF122, whose product is annotated as ring finger protein 122. The record is from RefSeq and is a predicted model, not a curated record. The coding region runs from base 686 to 1081 and encodes 131 amino acids. NCBI's taxonomy places the organism in Eukaryota, Metazoa, Chordata, Aves, Strigiformes, Tytonidae. Gene Ontology annotation, molecular function: ubiquitin protein ligase activity. The transcript has 7 exons. Gene Ontology annotation, cellular component: endomembrane system.
GUCCGGAAAGUCAGCGCGUGUCUGUAGGGACUUUCACAGAUGUCUCGUGAUCCCUCUUUUCUCAUUUUUCAAUUAAAUAAUUGAUCCAGCACACCACCUUCAGGGAUUCUGGUUCCAGGUACAGAACUGGUAGACUGAAGCUGGUGAAAUGGGUCUGGUGCCCAUCAGGUCUUCGUUUCACGUUGGUUAAAACCGGAUUGGAUCCAUUCCCCUUGAACUAAAAAUACGAACGCCUCUGUCGGGCGGAGGGGUUUGCGCUAAUCAAAACCAUCGCUCGGCCAAGGCGCCCACCGUGUCGAUGAGCUCUGGUGGGGAGGAGCGGGAGGGGAAGGGGCUGGCCAGGGCUGGGAGGACCUCGCUUUUCGGAGAGGCUGGGCUCAGCGGCUCUCCGAGCCCCGCUGCUCGAGGGCUUGGCCCGGCAGGACCUGCUCGUCCCAGCCGAGCCGAUGGCUGCUCCUCAGCCAGGACAGGGCACUUCCCCGCAGCCGCGCUCGCUUUUCGGCACCGCGACCUGGAGCUCAUGAAUUCCCCAAAGCCUAUUUAACAGGAAUGAGCCUUGCGAAGCUGCCUCCAUGUAUUUCUCUGGAGAUGAAAGCACGGGGCCUCCUUUUCUCCCAGACGCCUGGAUUCUGCCUGGGGGUGCUCCUGCAGUCUGGGGCUGAUUUAUACCAGUAAACCCUGCACGAUGCCUCCCAUCACAUUCCAGGACCUGCCACUGAACAUCUACAUGGUCAUUUUUGGCACCGGCAUCUUUGUCUUCGUGCUCAGCCUCAUCUUCUGCUGCUACUUCAUCAGCAAACUGCGGCACCAGGCUCAGAGCGAGCGGUGUGGGUACAAGGAGGUGGUUUUGAAAGGGGAUGCCCGGCGGCUGAACGUGCACGGGCAGACCUGCGCCGUCUGCCUGGAAGAUUUUAGGGUGAAGGAGGAGCUGGGGGUGCUGCCGUGCCAGCACGCCUUCCACAGAAAGUGCCUGGGGAAGUGGCUGGAGAUUCGCUGCGUCUGCCCCAUGUGCAACAAGCCGCUGGCGGGGCCGGCGCAGCCCCGCGCCGGUAUCGGCACCCUCCUGGAUGAACUGGUGUGAGCGGCCCCACGCCUCGACGGCCAAAUCCUGCCGGGACCCACGGGCGGCAUCACCCGGCCCCGCGUGUCCCCUGUGGGGUGGGAAGUAGCGGGGGGGGGGGGGGGGGGGGGGGGAGGGGGCGUAACUAACACUUCGUCUCGUAGGAUUUGGUGAUUUCUCAGUCGGGAUUUUUUAACUCGCAGGUCGCUGCUUUG